AUGUCGACGUACGGCGGCACGACGAGCAAUGGCGAGAAGACCUACGAGGACCAGCCCCCGCAACCGAUGGAGAUCUCGACGGACUUCGAGGCGCACGGCGGUACUUUGGAGAUGCCCGUGCGCUGCAUCCGCGACGGCAAGCCGCGGGCCGUGCUGCUGGCGGCGGCGCUCUGCGGCAUCGCCGUCGUCCUGACCGUCGCGUACCGCGCGACGGCGUCGCGCGUCCACGGCGCGGUGUCGGAGCCGCUGGCGCCGAACUCCGCGGCGGCGACGCCGCGGCCGACGCCGCGGCCGACGGCGGCCGCCGCCGCGGCCGCGGCCGCGGCCGAGCCGCCCGCGCCGACGCCGCGGCCCGUCGGCUCCUCCGGGAGCGCGCGCACCUUCUACGUCGACGUCGCCGGCUCCGACGCGGGCGCCGGCACGGCGUCGCGCCCCUUCGCGACGGCGCGCGCCGCCGUCAGGGCGUCGCGCGCGUCGCUCGCCGCCGGCGCGCCCUCGAGCGAGAUCGCCUUCGGCGCGGGCAUCCACUACGUCUCCGAGCCCAUCGCCCUCGGUGCGGGCGACGGCGGGACGACGCUCCGCGGCGACGACGGCGCGUGGCUCAGCGGCGGGCUGCCCAUCAACGCGACCUGCUGGCAGCUCGUGCUCUACAAGCACCCGGUCUACAGCGCCAUCUGGGCCGCGCAGACGACGGACAUCGAGGGCGACAAGGCGGAGCUCCACGCGCAGUCGUCGACGCAGCUCACGUUCCUCUGGAAGUGCGACCUGCGGGCCGCGCUCGGCGGCGCGGACCCGCCGGCCACCGUGGACAUGCUCCGCGUCGGCGACGCCUACGCGUCGGCCGCGCGCUUCCCCGACGAGGGCUGGCUCUACGCGAGCGAGGUGGCCCGCGCGUCGAAAACGAAGGCGACGCUCACGACCGUCGAGCUCGUCGCGCGCGACGGGUCCUUCUACUUUGCGGGCGACCCGUCGACGUCGCUGCCCGUGGGCAUGAUGGUCGCGGGCUUCUCCUGCAGCUGCCACGUCCAGGCGCUGACGACCCCGUUCCUGGGCGCCGUCGUCGUCCAGAGCGCGAUCGUCCGCGCGAACCUGACCUUCGUGCAGGGCGGCAUGUCGACGAGCCACGGCAACUGGGACCCGGCCCUCGAGGGCGCGGACAUCCGGCGCAUCGCGACGUUCUCGCUCGAGUGCGGCUCGGGCCGCGACUGCGACGCCGACGAGCGCGCGGCGUUCGCGGGGCUCGUGGAGAAGGCCGAGCUCGACUCGGAGACGGAGCUCCGCUUCUACGUCGAGGAUUUGCGGGCGCUGAGCGAGGAGGAGUGGUGGUACGAGGCGGACCUCGAGACGCUCUUCGUCUGGCCCACGUACUCGCUGACGACGCACGCGACGCGCGUCUUCACGGGCAUGACCUGGCAGUCGGAUGUCGUCGUCCCGAUCAUCCGCGCGCCCGUCGUCGUCGACGGCGCGAGCGACGUGGAAAUCCGCGGCCUCGGCUUCGCGGACACGACGGGCCGCCGCGACACGGACUCGCGGGUGUUGCCGUCCGAGGCCGCCGUCGACGAGGACGCGUCGGUCCACGUGCGGAGCGGCGCGCGCGUUUCCGUCGCCGGCUGCCGCUUCGACCUCCUCGCCGGCGCGGGCGUGCGCGUCCACGCGGCCGCGGAGGACGUCGCCGUCUCCGACUCGACCUUCGUGCUCGCGAAGCAGCCCGUGGCGACGCUCGAGGGGAGCCUCGGCGCCGCGCCGACGCUGCCCUGCCUCAGCCGCCAGGACGCGCUCGACGCGGGCGGCUUCUUCGACGACGUCGGCCCCUACGUCAUGGCCGCGACGCGGCUCCCCUACGGCGACGACGAGGUCUGCGCCGCCGCGUGCGACGCGACGCGCCUCUGGCGCGCGACGCAGUCCACGGGCGCCGUCGUCGGGCUCGCGUCCUGUUAA
This is a messenger RNA of Aureococcus anophagefferens, 1938 nucleotides long. RefSeq lists its product as hypothetical. The transcript has 3 exons. NCBI's taxonomy places the organism in Eukaryota, Pelagophyceae, Pelagomonadales, Pelagomonadaceae. Bases 1 to 1938 code for a protein of 645 amino acids. The record is from RefSeq and is a predicted model, not a curated record.